This is a messenger RNA of Lentinula edodes (shiitake mushroom), 2433 nucleotides long. RefSeq lists its product as uncharacterized. The transcript is spliced from 7 exons. Lineage: Eukaryota; Fungi; Basidiomycota; Agaricomycetes; Agaricales; Omphalotaceae. The record is from RefSeq and is a predicted model, not a curated record. The coding region runs from base 1 to 2433 and encodes 810 amino acids.
AUGCUUAGCACUACAACCGAUCCCCAACUUCGCGAAGUUUUGAAGCGGUCCAACACGCAAACCGAAAUCGCUAUUGAAGCCGUGAACACGCAGCUCAAGCUUUGGAAAGACACGGUCGAGAAUGAGGUCUCCAGCACCGUUACGUGUCAGAUCCUAGGUUUGGACAUCGUCAACCUCACUUUCAAAGGAUAUAUUGGCGAAAAUGUCGAAGAAGACGUUGCAGUGAUCAAGGAAGGAGUAGUGAGUUUAGAAAAUGCUGAUGAGCUCCUGAAGAAGGGUCUCUGGUCCUGGUCAAAAUUACCGUAUCCAAUUCGACGCGUCGGAAGCAGUUUGCCGUAUAAUUUUGAGGCGAACGGAGGCGAACAGGGACCCACGAAGAGGACAAAGGUAUUGGAGAAUGAUGAACUUGUAGAUGAUGUCGACGAAUGGGUCCUUCGUAACGAAGCUUUUCUCCGUACUCUCUCUAAACCCCACGCAGCAUCUGCUCCUGUCUUGAAGCCAUGGUCAGUUGGCCUAGUUCGUCCCUCCGAUCUUCCCAAAACCCUACAUAGUUGUACUCCAGUUACUUCCCCAAACGACUCUACCUACAUUCAUGCUCUCAAAAUCUCUCGCUUCCCUAUCAAUGCUUUACCAGGAUACACUGUACUUGCCGACAAACGACCUCCAACAAUAUUCGUUCAACCUUCGUCCUCAGAUUUCAAAGGUCGUUUCGAUUGUAUGUCGGGAGGUCUCCUUGCAGGUCUCGAAUGGAACAAUGUCUUCGUUGCUGGAGGCCUCGUACUGGGUGCGCUCCUGACACCGGACAUCCCUCCGACCGCUACUGUACCUGCCUUGGAACGACUUUAUCUGAAUGAACCACCAGAGUGGAUAUCAUCAGACAUCGAUCUCUAUAUCUACGGCUUGGACGUUGAGUCCGCCAACGAGAAAAUCAAACAUAUCGCGGACGUCUACCAAAGCAAUUUAGGUUCAGCCGAUGCACCGUUUUUGGUCGUACGAAACUCUCAGACGAUCACAUUGUAUUCAGAGUGGCCUAAGCGACGAGUACAAAUCGUGUUGAAGUUAGUCAAGAAUCCGAGGGAGGUGUUGCUCAAUUUUGAUCUCGAUAUUUGUGCUGUUGGAUGGGAUGGUAAAGAAGUGUGGAUGUUGCCUCGCUUUGUACGGGCAUUGGAGACUGGAACGAAUGUAUUCACUAUGGACCUUGUGAAUGGACACUACCUCGGCGAUAGGAAAGCGACCCGCGACAAACGUGUCUUCAAAUAUGCCAAACGCGGUUUUGGUAUCCGCAUUAUCCCACUCUAUAUAGGCUACCUCUCGCCCUACCAAUCUGCUGACUCCCAAGCGCUCCUCGACAAAAUCUCCCUAGGCGAAGUCCUCUUCAAACCUCCUCUCUCGAUGACCCGAAUUGCUGAUAACGCACGGACGUGGACGCGGGAAGUAGUCAAUCGGUAUAUUCAAAACGGUCAAAAGAAUGUCUCGUUGACUUAUCACUGGCCGGAGGGUCGAUGGCCAAAGGUCAAAGGCAAGAAUGGGUUACCUGUGUUCUCACACGCGAUGCUGGAAGGGUAUGGCCAAAUCACUUCAGAGCCACUUGGAAGGAGCUGUUUAACGGGUUUUGGUUUAUUGAUGAGGCAUGUUGCACUAUGGGAGCUGGAGAGGGACGGAAUAAUUGAGAUCUAUGAGCAUAUAUUUGCUGAAGACGCUUACAAUAAUAUCGGACAAGUUUCAUACGACGAUACACCUGCAUACGAAUGGGAUGAAAAUUUCUCUGUGAAGGCCUUCAUCGAGGCGAUAGAUAGCUUUAAUCACCGUGAAAAAGACGCUAUGCAAUCCGAGUGGGACAACAUCGCUGGCAUAGGUGCCGAGAAAUUCGAAUUUCCAGAGGUCAAACGCGUCACCUAUUCCCGCUCAUUCGAGGAAAUAUUCUCUUCCAAUAAUGAUAUGGCAAUACCGAUAUUCACUACAGGAGGAUUUGUACACUUUGCUAAUGAUCUUGUAACGAAGGCAUUGCAGGAGUCGAACUUGGAUAAGAUUUCAAACAUGAAACAAACACCUAUUGCUGUCAUUGGCAAAGAUGAAGAUCAAGACGUUGUUAUUGCUCUUUGGCACCUGGAUAGCAUCUUGAAUUGGCAGAUGGUUGAUAGACGGAUCGACGAAGUUCGCGAAAUCCUAUGGGCAUUCCAUCGUGCCAAUGAACGUUUAUACCAUCCCGAACCCGAAAACCGUGUCAAUAAUCUCAAAACAAACAUCUCGAAGCGUGCCAUUAGGAUUUCUGAAAAGGACGAGAAUCAUGCGUUUGUGAGGUGGGUAGGGAGGGAGCCAUAUCAAGACACGACGGAUGUGAAUGGUAUUUUCCUGGUAGAACGCAGGUCAAGGAAUCGUGAGGACAGUGAGGAUGAGGAUGCCGAGGGCGAGGAAGACGAAGAUGAACAAUGA